AUGAUGAACCAACUACUGCGACGACAACGAUUGGUCUUCUUUGAAACAACAACAGCCAUGCGGUGGAGAAGUGGUAUCGGAUCUUUAAUGAAUGAACAACAUCAUCAUGAACAACAUGUAUUCAAGAAGAAGAAAAAUCAAGUAGGAGGUUUAUUGGGUUGGAAAUUUCCAAACAUCAUUCCAUCAUCAAAACAUAUCCAUUCAAUGAUGAUGAUGAGUGGAGUGGAAGCCUCACAGCAAAUUCGGAAUUUCAAAAGUACUACUCUACGAAAUUUACAAGCCACUCAAAGCAGCAGCAGAACAAAUCUUUCACAAGUGAAUCAGGUCGGAACGACGAAUCCUUUAACAGCAUCUUCAAAACAAGAGCAACAAUCACACUCAACACUCUUUAAAAAAGUGUUGAAAAUGCUUAAAUUAUUAGUCUUGUUGGAAUUGGGUCUAAUUGGAUUGACAGCGUUUUUAUAUGGAGCCAUGAAAUUUUGCAUUUGGUUGUUUCAUUUCUCAGAUAUUGAAAAUCCAUACAGUCAACUGUAUAACAAGAAGUUAUUGGAGUUGUUGACGCCUGUCAUUCAAUUAUUUGAAGGAAUUGAUAGAUACCUUAAAACAAUGUCAACCAUUUUAAUCAUUGGCUUGGAAUAUUAUUGGUUAUUGACAACUUCCAACAUUAAUCCACAUUAUUGGUUUACAGAGAAACCAGACAAAACCUCUCUAGAAUUCAUUGAAAAAAAGAAACAAUUACAUACCAAGUCUGCACAUCGUCUACUUGCUCUCUUUUCUGAAAAUAAGGGAGUUUACAUCAAAUUGGGGCAACAUAUUGCCUCUCUAGGAGGCUUCCUGCCAGACGAAUACAUUCAAGUACUAUCUGUGAUGCGAGAUCGAGCUCCAACCAUCGCAUUCGAUAAUGUUAAAAAAAUUAUUUAUCAAGAUUUUGGAAAAACUGUUGAAGAAUUAUUUGAAUAUUUUGAUCCAAAUCCAUUAGCUUCUGGGUCUAUUGCUCAAGUCCAUAGAGCCAAGACAAAAGACGGAAAAACUGUGGCUGUUAAAGUCCAAUAUCACUUUGUGCGAUUUUAUUUCGCAGGUGACAUGUAUACGAGAGAGGCAGCGACCAAAUUGAGCAUUCGUCUCUAUUACAUGCAAGAGGAUCCAAAAAAUAUCGAUGAAUUAUUGGAAGUGAACGAUCAAUUUAACAAUGAAAUUAAGGACAGUUUGAAUUCAGAAUUGAAUUUCCUGCAUGAAGCUGAAAAUGCAAAACUUGCUGCUGCUAAUUUUAAAGGAUCUCGCCCUGAUGUCUACAUUCCAAAAGUUUAUGACGAUUUAACAAGUUCACGAGUGUUAACGAUGGAAUUUAUUGAAAACGCUUGUAAUGCCAAUGAUGUCGAAAGAAUUCGGCAAAUGGGCUUCAAUGAGUCUGACAUUGCUCGACGAAUUAUUUCCACUUUUGCCGAGCAAUUAUUCAUUCAUGGCCACUUGCAUGGAGAUUGUCAUCAAUCGAACGUAUUUGUGAGACAAAAUCCUAAAAAACCGUCAGAGCCACAAAUUGUGAUUCUAGAUCAUGGACUUUACAAACACCUAGGAGACGACUUUCGGCAAAAAUAUGCUCAAUUUUGGAUCUCUAUUGUGUUAAAUGACAAGAAAGGAAUGCAUGAGUACUGCCGUUCGUUAGGUAUUAAUGAUUACAAAUUAUAUGCUUCCAUGAUCAUGAUGCAAGGACUUGAUAGCAAUGGAGAAUUAUCUGCUUGGUCAGAGAAGCAAAUGACUGAGGAAGACUUUGCCAAAUUUAGUGAACAAUUUCAAUCAAAAAGAAGUGAAUUUAUGAAUAUUUAUAGACACAUGCCAAAAGAAAUGCUUUUAAUUUCUAGGACUGAUAAUAUUCUUCGUUCUCUGAAUAGAGAAUUGGGAGCACAGGUCAACCGUUUCUCGAUCAUGGCAAGAAUUGCAGCUAAGGGAGCCUCCAUGAAAACCAGUGAGAAUUUACAUUCAUGGUCUCAAAGAUUUAGAAGAUGGCGAAGUGAAAUGUAUUUUGAAUUUCGAUUGUUUGUCAUUUCUGUACAGACAUGGUUUAUAUCGAUCAUGUCUUGA
Naegleria fowleri is the source of this 2079-nucleotide messenger RNA. RefSeq lists its product as uncharacterized. Lineage: Eukaryota; Heterolobosea; Eutetramitea; Acrasida; Naegleriidae. The transcript has 4 exons. The record is from RefSeq and is a predicted model, not a curated record. The coding region runs from base 1 to 2079 and encodes 692 amino acids.